Molecule: messenger RNA, 1570 nt
Organism: Vespa velutina
Lineage: Eukaryota; Metazoa; Arthropoda; Insecta; Hymenoptera; Vespidae
Product: targeting protein for Xklp2-like
Exons: 7
Coding region: 106-1107 (333 amino acids)
Source: RefSeq, a predicted model, not a curated record
UCAGAGCUUUCGUUAACUACACGAACAGUAAACUGUUGAAAAUUUGUAAUGGCGAUUUGUUUUUUCUUUCAAAAAGUUUUACUCUUAUAUUUUCCUUAAUUGACGAUGGAAACAGAAACUCCGUUAUCUUAUUACAGAUUUAAAUCAAGACCAACAAAUAGACAAUUGUGGCCAAAAAAUAAAGAAGGCGAAAGCUUGUUUAAAGAUUGGAUUAAUCGUGUUAAUGUAACGUUAGAUCCAUGGGAUAAAAUCGAUUCUCCACAAUUUAUAGACUUUUUUAAUAUACCUGAACUCUCUGAUAGAUUUUUUGAAACAAAAGAAGAAGAAAAACCAUUGCAGCACAGUGCAAAUGCGCAGAGACUUCCUCGAACGAGUGAUUAUAACAAUCAAAAUGAACUAAUUAACUUACUAGACAAUUUUUCUUUGACGAAAGAAAAGAAACAACAAUUGGAUAAAAACAUUGAUAUCGAUAAAGAAAAUCGAGGGGAAAAGAAACAAGAUUUAACAAGACAAUGUAUUCAAGUGAAACAUAAAACAACGACAAGAGAAAACACAAAAAAUAUAACAGAGAAAGUGCAUACUGCCGUGAAGUCUUUUAAUUUUGAUUUACGAAAUAAAUGCAAACAACAACAAGAGACAUUUAAAGAAGAUAAAUUGCAUAUAUUUGGAGCGAAACCUGUACCUAAAUUUAUUAAAACAUUGGUACCAUCAAAGUCUAAUUAUACGAUUGGUGAAAAAUUUAAAGAAUCGAAUAAAAUAAAUUCCGAAAAAUCUAUUAAAAAAUGUCCGGAAAUUUGGAAAAAGCCGCCAUUCUUACCUAGUCUUACUAAGAGAAUUUUAAAAAUACCAGAAACUCCACUUCUUUUAACAGCAAUUAGAGCUAAAGAAAGAAAACGCUUCGAGGAAAAAUUAAAAGAAAAGGAAAAGGAAAUGAUUGCUACAACUGAGAAGAAAUUAGAAAAAGAAGAAAUUGCUUGUUUGAGAACCAAAAAUUUUCAUAAAGUUCAACCUAUUCGCAAGUAUAACUCAAAUCUGACGCGAAUCGAGAAACGUCCUCUUAUCGAACCACUAGAUCCAUUGAAUCACAAACGUCGACGACGCAUUUAACAAAUUUUUCAAAUAAAAUAAAAGAAAAGAAAAAUAACAAGCAUUUGCUUUGUUUUCUUUUUAACAUAUUUUCUCAUUGAAAUUUACAUUAAGUUUGAUAUAAUAUAUUUUUAUUGCUACUUUAAUGUUACUUUAAAAAAGGGCAAUUCUUUUUUUGUAAAAUUUGUAUAAAUACCGUUUGUAUACAUAUAUUUAAAAAAAAAUUCAUAAACGAAUAUAUUUUUGGCUCAUUAAAAUAGUUCAGUAUAAAUUUUUCCAUUAUAGAGACAUAAACAUCAAUUGUUGAGAAUUAACAAAUAUGAUGAUUUGAAUGAUAAAAAUUGUAAUCGUAACAAUAUAAUAUUUAUCAUACUUUACCAACAAUUACUUUCGUACUAUAUAUAUUUCUUAAUUAUUAUUAUUAUUACUUACCAACUUAAAGUGGUGAACAAAAUUUUGCUUUUGUAUUUAUUUCUAGAUUUCA